AUGUUGACAACUCUUAUUUUAGCUUCCCUUGGAACCUUGGGAUAUUUGUCCAAUGCGUAUCAUUUUUCACUUUUGGCAGAACAAUUAGGUUUAUUCUAUAGUGCUUUAUCUACAUAUUAUUUAGGAGCCUCACUUGUUUGUAUUGCUGGUAUUAUUGGAGUAAUAAAGCUUCAUUUCUGUUUGGCAGUAUGGGCUUAUUAUCAAAAACUUAAGAUGGAAGAAAAACAGAGUGAAAUUCCCAACCCUGAUUAUGUUGUUUAUUAUACUCCUGUUCCAGCUUAUGCUGUCUCCCCACCACCAGCAUACGAUUCAGUCGCUUCAUCUCAAAUUGACGGAAAAACUAACGUAAAUAAUAACACUGAUCAAAAGUCUACCACUACUGUUAAUGUUGUUGAAUCAGAUG
Messenger RNA from Entrophospora sp. SA101, 403 nucleotides. NCBI's taxonomy places the organism in Eukaryota, Fungi, Glomeromycota, Glomeromycetes, Entrophosporales, Entrophosporaceae. The record is from the annotation of a GenBank genome assembly.